This is a messenger RNA of Ostrinia furnacalis (Asian corn borer), 793 nucleotides long. Its product is annotated as U1 small nuclear ribonucleoprotein 70 kDa-like. NCBI's taxonomy places the organism in Eukaryota, Metazoa, Arthropoda, Insecta, Lepidoptera, Crambidae. The annotation marks the transcript as partial. The record is from RefSeq and is a predicted model, not a curated record. The transcript has 6 exons.
AUGCCUCUGCAACGAGCUGUUACCGGCAUGCUAAAAACUAUUGACCGAGGUCACAGAACUUAUGACAGCCGCGACCGCGACCGCACCCGCGACCGCGACAGCGACCGCCGCCGCCGCGAGUCGCCGCGGCGGGACGGGCGCGGCGACCGCCGGGACGAGCGGCCCGACAGGUGCGAUUUGUCUCCUCAGGCUGACAGUCGUGACCGCAGGCCCGACCGCGACCGCAGGCCUGACCGCAAGGAGCGCGGCGAGUCGCGUAAAGACAAGGAGCGUGAGAGACGCUCGCCGCGUAAAGACAGAUGCGACAAGAACGGCCCUCGCAGUGGCCGGCGCGGGUUGUUAGGCGAGCGGCCGCCGGCGCUGAUGGAGCUGCGGCCCUUCGGCGGCGAGCCACCGCCGGUCGAGCGCCGGCCCCACGACGCGAGGGACGCGGCCUCGCCCAGGUUCGUGGACCGCGACCGCCGCGACAGAGACCGCGAGCGAGACAGAGACAGGCACGGCCGCCGCUCCGAGGAGUCGCGGUCCCACAGGCAUCCUGACAGACGCGAGCGGUCCCGGUCUAGAGAGCGCUCCCGCGGCGCGGCUUUUCCGCCACCAUCUACCUCCAGCAGUGGGGAGAGGCGAGGUUCCCCGCCGUCUGGCGAUUACCGCCCGUCAUCGUACAAAGUCAACAAGAAAUUAGAAGUUAUGGAAAAAAUGGGUAAGUUAUUUUCAAAUGCAUGUCUCUUUAAUGUUGUGUGCCGUUGGUUUGCUAUCCUUAUUAUAGUUUCGUCAUAUCACCGUGUGCCAAUAA